Linum trigynum is the source of this 1610-nucleotide messenger RNA. The record is from the annotation of a GenBank genome assembly. NCBI's taxonomy places the organism in Eukaryota, Viridiplantae, Streptophyta, Magnoliopsida, Malpighiales, Linaceae.
UUCACAGCAAACCUGCGAUAAGAUGUGAAAUUUCAUCUGCAAUGCUUAAAAGGGAAGGUGAUAACAUUCAAUCCUAAUCAGGACACUCACAUAAAGUUUACUGCUUUACCAUGUACCAGAACCAGAAUGGCAAUGUGACCAGCAAAAAAACAGACACUUGAAUGUGGGGAAAGAAAAGGAGAAAUGGAAAAUAUCUCAAGACAGCGGUUGUUGGGUGCUUGAAAGUUGGACGAAAUGAUAGCCCAAUUGCCACUAACUUCAAUUAUACAUCUUCUCCCCCUUCUGCUUUUCCUGGUCUCUCACUCUCUCACGCUUCACAAGACCCACAUUUCUCUUUCAUAUCUUACCUUAUUCUUCUUUCCUUAUCUCUUCUUUCUCCCUUCUUCACGCAGCAUAAAGGACGAGAGCAGAAGUUUCAACCACAAACUAACUAACUGCCUUUUAGUUCAUUUGGCAGCGAGGUAGAGAGAACUUGAGAAGCUAUGGCGUUUGCAGGAACAACUCAGAAAUGUAUGGCUUGUGACAAGACUGUUUAUCUCGUCGACAAGUUGACUGCCGAUAACCGGAUUUAUCACAAGGCCUGCUUCAGGUGCCAUCACUGCAAAGGAACACUCAAGCUUGGUAACUACAAUUCCUUUGAAGGGGUGCUUUACUGCAGGCCACACUUUGAUCAGCUGUUCAAAAGAACUGGAAGUCUUGAGAAAAGCUUUGAUGGAACUCCCAAGAUUGCAAAACCAGAAAAAACUAUUGACACUGAGAAACCUAUAGUAGCCAAAGUCUCAAGCAUGUUUGGUGGAACUAGAGAGAAAUGUUUUGGCUGCACGAAGACUGUCUAUCCCACUGAAAAGGUAUCGGUCAAUGGAACUCCUUACCACAAAAGCUGCUUCAAAUGCAUCCAUGGAGGCUGUGUGAUUAGCCUGUCCAACUACAUCGCACAUGACGGCCGCCUCUACUGCAAACACCAUCAUAAUCAGCUCAUCAAGGAAAAGGGCAAUUUGAGCCAGCUUGAGGGAGAUGCUCCUGACCAUGUUCCUGCUACUGAGAAGGCUAUUGCAACAGAAGUCGCUGCUGAAUCAUAAAUAUGUUCAAUAGAACUUCUUCCGGCUUUUACUCUUGAACUUUUCCAAUUUGAUAUUCUGCCUCUUAUGAAUUACUACAAAUUCCCUGCAGUGCGAAAGAUUUUCUGCUUCCAAAUUACAUAAGACUCUUGAGUGUUUCUCAUGGGCUUGAGUGGCCUUUCAUUUGUGAUUUUCGCUAUGGUAUGGUGGUGUAUGUGGUGAGAAGUUUGCAAUUUGGCAAUGUUCAUAAUGUGACUAUCUACUAUGCAUUGGACAUGAUCAGCUGUACUGUUGAAACAACAAAUAUACCACUAAUGGAGGUUGAUUGGCAGAACAAACUAUACUGCAAUUUCACAGGUUUGAAGUUCUUAGAGAUUCACGAGCUCACUUGUAAGUAAACAAAGAUGAAACUAAGAGCACAAUCUAAAUGCUCCCACGAGGCGCACUUUUCCUUAGAAGUCAAAAAAAUCAGCUUUCCUCUAAUACAUUCCUCUGUUUCUAUCAUUCAAAACUAACAGCAAUAAGAAAUGGUAAGAAACGUUCUGACGUUUG